ACGUGAUUCCCGACAUUUCACGUCUCGUCACUAUUUAAUCCAUUCAUACGUUAAUUCAAAAGCUAAUGAAAAUAAUUAUAACGUUGUUUACGAAUGACUCUAUUUGUCAGAUUUGGCCGAUUGUUGAAUGUAUUAGUGAUUAGUGACCACAAACUGACCACAAUUUGUGACCAAUUUAUGGGUCAAAGACAUCAUUGAAAUACAUAAUUGAAAUUUUGGUCGUCAUUAUCAUCGAUGACAAUGAAUGCCGACUUAUGUCAACUCGACUACCAUUUGGACAAAAGUCGAGUUAUAGUUCACAUCGAUAUCGACUUCUUUGCGGUCCAACUAUUCCUCAGACAUCAGCCGCACCUGAAGGACAACCCGUGUAUUACAACACAACAGAAAACAGUGGACAACCAGAACCCGAGAAUCGUUUCAAUCAAUACAAUCGGUAAACAAUACGGUAUUACACGCGACCAUAGGCUUAGAGACGCACAAAAAUUGUGUCCAAAUGUUGUCAUAUUUGAAGAAGAAUUUAAGUACAACAAGACGUGGGACCGGAAGUGCGUCGAAGCCAGCGAUGAGAUCCUCGAUGUGAUCACACGUUAUGCAGAACUUUAUGGCAAUAUAAUUGUCGAGAGAGACUCAUCCGAUGGAUUUUUUUUGGACAUAACAGCCAUUUUGGAGAAUUGUAAUGAAUAUUACGAUCAGCAAGUAUUGGAUCAAUUAACAGAUGUCAAAGUUGAAUACGGUUCGGGCACUUAUGGUCUCUGGAAUUAUGACGACCAAAAACAUCAGGCCAUCACUUGCGCCGCUCUUUUUGUUAACGAUCUCCGCAAACAAAUACUAAAACAAACCCGAUUUCAGACAUCUAUGGGAAUCAGUUAUAACACACUUUUGGCCAAAAUUGGUUGUGAACUCAAUAAACCUAAUAAAAUAACAAUUAUAUUGUCCAGAUGUGCCAUCACUAGAAUCUUCGACAAAAUGGACAUUAAGUCAAUUCGCGGCUUUAAACAAGAAUUAGGUGAUAGAGUGCUUGCAUUGGGAGUGCGUAAAGCAAUUGAGUUAAGAAAGUAUUCAAAGAAUGGACUAAUCAAUCGUUUGGGAGAAAGUGAUGGACAGAAAGUGUGGAACAUUUGUCGCGGUAUUGAUGACAAUCCAGUGGUCGAGAAAUGGAGAAACAAUGGCGUCAAGUCUGCGAAGAGAUAUUUCAAAGGCACUAAUUUGAUCGUUGGUUUGCCAAAUCUGAUUCUUGAAAUUCUUAGUCUUUACGAUAAACUUGAAUAUGAUUUGCAACGAAACAAAAGAAUUGCAAAACAAAUCCGAUUAGAGUUUUAUCUGUCAAACGCCGAAAAACCCAAAUUAAAUGAUGUCAUUGUCUUAAGUGAUACCAAUUCAAAGUACAAUCUGACAGAACUCGUGGAUAAAAUAAAAACUAAAGCGUUAGAGAUUGUCGAUGACAUUAGUUACUAUAAAAGUCAAUUUGUUGCAAAUUGUUUCAAAGAUAUGGAAAAUGCGACACAAAAGUCGGACAAAAAGACAACUUCGGAUCCAGAGAAGCAACAAAGUGGUGAAAAUCCGUGUUUGUUUGCUCCCGAAACGUGGGACAGUAGAUAUGCAAAGUGGACUCAUUUAAAGCCCGAGUCAUCACUUGAUGAACAAUACGAGACUUUUCUUACCGAGAAUUUGAAGUUACUUUAUAUCAAUUCAGAUAAAGAUUUAAUUGAUCGCACAACUGAAACAAUGGUCCGAAGUUAUCAUCUAAACAAAGAUCGAGUGAUCGCACAUUUGGACAUCGAUUGCUUCUCAGUUCAGUUACAACAAUGGCCUAAAUAUAAGGGACUUCCGUGUGUUGUGUUAGGCAAAUGUGAAAGCGAUGUAAAGACAGAAAAGUACGGGAUUAUUUCGAUGAGUUAUGAGGCAAAGAUUAUUGGUAUCACUAAAGGCAUGUCUAAAGAUGAAGCCAUUAAUUUGUGUCCAAAUUUAAAGAUUUGCAAAAAAUCUGAAAACUUGUCGAAAGACAAAUCGAAUCAAUUGUUUGAUGCGAUCAUAAACUUCUGCAAAAAUAAAAGCGUGACAAUAGAGAAGUCAUCGGUGGACGACCUUUACAUUGAUUUGACUGAAUUAUGUACCAAAUUCUUGAGAGAUAAUUACGAUUAUGACAUCGAUUUCUUCAAGUCAUUGGAUGCCUUAGUCGAAGGCGCUAACAGACAGUACUUAUUUGGAUGUAUACCCAACACAAGUGACCGCCGUAUCACUAAAGCUGUUGUUUUUAUCACUGAUUUAUGCGAUGAAAUAACUCGUAAGACGGGUCUUAUAUGUUCAGCGGGGAUCAGUUAUAACAAGUUUUUGGCCAAAAUUGCCUGCAAACUAAACAAACCCAACAAUAUCACAGUUUUGAUUAGUAAGCCGGGAAUCGCUCGCAUCUCUCAAGAACUUCCCAUUGAAAGUGUUGAAGGAUUUGGACGAAAGUUGGGCCAAAAGAUUAAAGCAAAAUUGAAUGUCAAGACACUGAAAGAUUUGCGUAAUUUUAGGAGAAGAAGAUUAAUAAAUCAAUUUAGAGGAUCAGAAAACUUAUGGGAGAAAUCACGCGGUAUUGAUAACCGACCAGUUCUUCAUAAACCAAGCUUUAAUUUCAUUGAUUAUGUCAUCAAAUACAGAACAGGAAUGUCACCAAAAGGAAGAAAACUUAGAGAUGAUUUGGUAGUCGGAUGUCAAACAUUUACAAAUAAACUGAUCAAACGUAUGAAUAAAGAGAGAGAGAUAGCGCACACCAUAAGGCUCGAGAGCUACGAUAGUCAGGGACGGACUGAUUAUACAACUAUCCUUUUGAUGAAUCAAAUCUAUCAAUCGGAUGAUAUUCUUAACAAUAUUCGGGCAAAACUAAAGUAUUGUCUCAAUCUUUGUCAGAUCUAUGGCUUCCGUUUUUCUGCACCUGUAAUGAAAAAAGGGUCGAAUUUGACUGAUUUCAGUGAAUUAACGAAUCAAAUGCAUAGAUUGACUAUUGAAUGAAAGAAAUAAUUUAAAAUA
This is a messenger RNA of Oppia nitens, 3012 nucleotides long. RefSeq lists its product as uncharacterized. The coding region runs from base 235 to 2994 and encodes 919 amino acids. Gene Ontology annotation, molecular function: DNA-directed DNA polymerase activity. The record is from RefSeq and is a predicted model, not a curated record. Gene Ontology annotation, cellular component: replication fork; site of double-strand break; nucleus. NCBI's taxonomy places the organism in Eukaryota, Metazoa, Arthropoda, Arachnida, Sarcoptiformes, Oppiidae. The transcript has 7 exons. Gene Ontology annotation, biological process: response to radiation; error-prone translesion synthesis.